Corticium candelabrum is the source of this 2525-nucleotide messenger RNA. RefSeq names its product transcription factor ETV6-like. Gene Ontology annotation, biological process: cell differentiation; regulation of transcription by RNA polymerase II. Lineage: Eukaryota; Metazoa; Porifera; Homoscleromorpha; Homosclerophorida; Plakinidae. Bases 161 to 2206 code for a protein of 681 amino acids. The record is from RefSeq and is a predicted model, not a curated record. Gene Ontology annotation, cellular component: nucleus. Gene Ontology annotation, molecular function: DNA-binding transcription factor activity, RNA polymerase II-specific; sequence-specific DNA binding. The transcript has 8 exons.
GUUGAACUCGCGUCUUUGGCCGAGCCAGUCGUAAUGACUUCCGCAAACAGUUCCGCUCUUCUUCUUAUCCUCCCCCGUCCUCCGUUCUAGCGUCAUAACACCCGUUUUAUGCUUUUCGACGCUCACACGCUGCAAGAUCUGUUGCUGUGCUGGUUGGCCGAUGACCGCUAGCAUCGCCGUUGCGAAAUAUCCCUUCCCAGCUCGUCUUCACUGUGCUACCUCUCCAUACUUAGUGCCUACUACUCACUUUUGGCAGCAACAAACCAUCCCAGCAGUCCAGAGUGCACUUCAUCGGACGUCUGCCUGCAACUCGAGUCCGCUCGUUCUACAACUAGCCACAACUAUGCAGGAGCACGAGGAAGGAAAUCGAUUAAACGGAAAGGAAACGGUAGGUUCAGAGUCAGCAGGACAUCAGAAGGAUAUGAAAGUAUCUAGACCGGAACGGAAACGUCACGCUUCAAACGGAGAAUGCAACGAAAACAAAAUACCAAAAUCUUGUGUUUUGCAGCCUCUUCUUCUCCCCAAAGAUCCAGAAGACUGGGGAAAGGAGCACGUGCAGCAGUGGCUGAAGUGGACUCAGGAUGAAUUCAGUCUUCCCGAGCCGGUGAAUCCUCACGCUAUCGAUUUGGACGGCAAACAACUAGUUUCUCUGACGAAAGACGAUUUCAUCAAUCUAACUAGUGAAUCGACAGGAGACAUAAUUCACGGACACCUAACUGUGCUACGUAAAGCUGCUCUUGCCAGUCAGGGGAAGGUAGACGGCCAGAGAAGCAGCAAAGAAGGUACUCCAGAGAAACAGCUGACAGUCAGUCCAAGUCGACAGAAAAGGAACAGUCCUAGAGAAAGUCCAAAGUCGAAAGGCAAUACUUGUGUACAGACAUUACAGCAAGAGAACGGUGUACGAGCACUACCAAGUACUCUGGUGGUCAACCCAAGUCUUGCUAUGACUAAUGCUCAGAUCCAAAACACAGUGACUACAGCACUGUCACAUCCCAUUCAACUGACUGCUUCUGCAGGAUUACCAGUACAGACAGGAAUGGCAGGACUUGCAUUCCCGAGGCCAAUGGUGGCACGUGCAUAUUCAGUAGAUGGCACUGUCUCAUAUAUACAUCCUGCUACUGUUGGUGGUGUACCUGCUUACGGAUCAACACACAGAGCAAUCUAUCACCCUGCACAAGGGGUACAAUUUGGAACAGUUGUUCCUCAGCCACUGGCUUAUGAUCCGAUGACAUGGAUGGCAAUGUCACCACGUUUAAAUCCUCCUUAUGUGUCUCCUGAUCAAAUGGUUGCUAUGAGACCACAAACUGUUGUUAACACAGAAGCUGCACAAGCAGGACAUGGGCAGGCUGACAUGGCUGGACGCCAUGAUGACAACAGGAGCAAUAGCAAUGAAUUAAUAUCUCAAGGUCACCUGCAGUAUGCUCAAACCAACCAAACUGGGGUAACCACUAGUAUGAAGGAUGGUUCCAACUCACCUAGACACUUACCGGCUCCUCCACUUGGACAAGAAAGCAAUACACCAGAAAGUCCUGGUGUGGGAGGCAAUCUGGGUGGUCAGAUCCAGUUGUGGCAGUUUCUUCUUGAACUGCUUUCAGACAAGAGAAAUGUCAACUGUAUAGCUUGGGCUGGUCACAACGGGGAGUUCAAACUGCUGAACCCUGAUGAGGUAUCACGUUUGUGGGGAUUACGGAAGAAGAAACCAAACAUGAAUUACGACAAGUUGAGUCGAGCUAUUCGAUAUUACUAUGACAAGAAAAUCAUGCACAAAGUGCCCGGCAAGAGAUACGUGUAUAGAUUUGACUUUGAAACUCUUGCCAUGAUUGGUAACCCCAGUGAGCUGCCAGCCAAUGCCACUGGAACAUCGACUACUGUUGGGACUGUCCAAGUUGCCCCUGCUGGUCUGACAGCAACUGGAAGUAACCCUAAUCUGCUACGAGUAAUGCAGUCAGAUGUACCUGUAAGCAUGAGAAUGCCAACUCUUGCUGUGCAACAGCAAUUUCAAAGUGGCUCGAUGCCAUCCAUCCCCGCUAUGACUGCACAACAUGCCGCGAUGACUGCCACUCACCCUCACCCUCUUGGCUACCAUACUGGAACAUACUUGGAGAUUCCCCCAACUCAAACACAGCGUCCAAACAGUGCACCGCCGGCUCCUGUUAUGGGACUCUUGCAGAUUCCAAGUUUGACACAGUCUGGUAGGAGAGAAUAAAUGGCAAUACUUUUUCAGCUGCUGUUUACUUUGUCGUGGAAUGUGCUCGCUCAGAUUGACUGGGAGUUUUGAAAGUUGUUAGAUGUGCUGUAUGAUGUUGACAGUGAGUAUUAGUACUGAAAUGUUCAGUAAGAGAUGAUUUUGCUUGUAAUGUUAAAGAUGUAGAUUUUGACUACAUUCUGCUUUAUUAGUAGUUGAAAGCUAGUUUUAAGUCUACUAUUUUGACCUCAGAAUGCUGACUCAUCAAAAUAGGUCAGAGAGUAUGAUGUACAUUCUCUAUAAUAGUUUACAUACAGUAUAUGGACUUUAGAAAGCUCAA